AUGAACACAGAUAGCGGUGGGUGUGCUCGCAAACGUGCUGCAAUGUCUGUCACAUUAACAGCUGUGAAGAGAGUUCAGAGUUCUCCAAACCUGUUGGCCUCAGGAUCUGAUUCUCAGUCUCCAGAUUCAGCUUGGAGAUCUUACAAUGACGGAAGUCGAGAGACACUGAAUGGAGAUGCUAGCAGUUCAUCUCUCACAGCAAAAGGUUUUAGGAGUGUGCGGCCAAAUCUACAGGAUAAAAGAUCACCAACUCAGGCUCAGAUCACAGUGAAUGGGAACUCUGGCACUGCUGCCAGCCCAGUGAGUUACUUUCAAAGGCCUUUUUCCCCUUCUUCAGCUUACCCUCCACCAGCUUCGCUCAAUUCCAACAUUGUUAUCAUGCAGCAUGGCAGGAUGAUGGAGUCCACAGAGACAUACUCACAGCAUGUUGAGACUCUUGGCAGUACCACCACCACCAGUACAAUACCAAUCUGUAGAUCCUCAGAAGAAGAAAAAAAAAUUACAGUCAUUAAAGCUCCACAUUAUGCAGGGAUUGGCCCAGUGGAUGAAUCUGGAAUCCCUACAGCAAUUAGAACGACAGUCGACAGGCCAAAGGACUGGUACAAGACAAUGUUCAAGCAAAUCCAUAUGGUUCAUAAGCCUGAUGAUGACACAGACAUGUAUAAUACUCCAUAUGCAUACAGUACUGGUUCCUACAGUCCAUCCUUCUCUGCUCAGGCACACCCAGCUGCAAAGACACAGACAUACAGACCAUUGUCUAAAAGCGCUUCUGACAGUAGCUCCGAUGCCUUUAAGGUCUCGUCCCCUUUACCACCUCCACAUGUGCCACCUCCAGUACCACCACAUCGUCUGAGGGAAAGGUCUACAUCAGAAAAAAAUGACUGGGAUCCCCCGGACAGAAAGGUAGAUACCCGCAAGUUCCGCUCCGAGCCAAGAAGUAUUUUUGAAUAUGAGCCAGGAAAAUCAUCAAUCCUUGAACAUGAAAGACCGACUUCCUUAUAUCAUCACUAUUCAACAGACAGAGGCAUGGACAGGCCCUCUAGUUCUGCAAGUACUGCAAGUGACUAUAGAAAACGAAGGAAGUCAGAACCUGCUGUAAGCCAUCAGAGGGUGCACAGCGAUCAGAAUGCAAACAGGCCUAGCCCAGGCCGUACAGAUAUGCAAGGCCCAUAUACCACCCUUCGAAAGCCUUUAACUAGCUCGUCUCCUUCUUCUCCAUCACGAGCAAAAGGUGGGGAUAUUAGCAAAGUGUAUCCAUCCCUUUCAAGUUACUCAGUGCACAACCACAACACCUCAAAUGAAUUAGAUUACUGUAGCACUUACAGACAACAUUUAGCUGUUCCAAAUGAUUCAAGAAGGGCAGUCAGCUACAAGAAUGGCUGGCAAAUGACUCGUCAAAAUGCAGAAGUCUGGAGCAGCACAGAAGAAACUACUUCUCCAAAGAGAAAAUCUCGUAGCUAUGAUGAUCUGUUAACAGAUGAUCACGAUAGUUUUCCCGAUGCGCAGGCCAAGUCUGAAAGCAUGGGCUCCCUGUUAUGUGAGGACUCCUCCAAAGAAGUUUGCUCAAUGAACUGGGCCUCCCCAUAUGGUGAGGGCCGCGGUGGUAGUAGGUCAAGGGUUCGCCACAGAUCCGCACACGAUGCCCCAGGCUUCCUAAAAAUGUACAAAAAGAUGCACCGCAUCAAUCGCAAGGACUUGAUGAAUUCUGAGGUGAUUUGUUCUGUGAAGUCCAGAGUACUGCAGUAUGAAAAAGAACAGCACAAAGGUAUCCUUCAAGGCUGGAGGGAGUCUUCUACUGAAGAGGUGCCCAGAGACAUGGUGCCAACCAGAAUAUCUGAAUUUGAAAAAUUAAUUCAGAAGUCAAAAUCAAUGCCAAACCUAGGUGAUGAAAUGUUGUCAACUGUUACACUAGAGCCUCCUAAAAAUGGCUUAUGUCCAAAGAGGCGGUUUUCUAUUGAAUCCUUGCUGGAAGAAGAAAAUCAAGGCAGACAUCCCUCUCAGGUACAACGGAGCUACAAGUCUAAGACCCUGGUGCCAAUUCAUAUUGAAGUGACCAGUGAUGAGCCACAACGAUCACAUAUGGAUUUUUCAGACAGUGAUCAAGAUGGAGUGGUUUCUGACCUCAGUGACUUUAUCCAGAUAGAGGGUUCAUCCUUUUGUAGUGAAAGUGAUUUUGACCACUUUUCCUUCACAUCAUCUGAAAGCUUUUAUGGGUCAGGCCAUCACCACCAUCACCACCACCACCACAGGCACCUCAUCAGCUCCUGCAAAGGGCGAUGUCCAGCGUCCUAUACCCGCUUCACCACCAUGCUAAAACAUGAAAGGGCUAAACAAGAAACCACUGAAGAUCCAAGGAGACAGGAAACAGAAUCUGGCCUCUCUAAGAUAGCAUUCCUAGUCAGUCCAGUGCCUUUCCGGAGGAAAAAAAGUGCAGCUCCUAAAAAACACACUGAAAAGAAAAAAUCUAAGUCAUCUGUAUUUGAAGCACUAGAUUCUGCACUUAAAGACAUCUGUGACCAAAUUAAGGCUGAAAAAAGAAGGGGAAGCUUGCCUGACAACAGCAUAUUACACAGACUUAUUACUGAGCUGCUUCCAGACAUUCCAGAACGGAAUUCAUCUCUUAAAGCUCUGAAAAAGAGCCCCAUGCACCAGCCUUUUCAUCCACUGCCUCAAGAUGGUGCUAUCCAUUGCCCACUGUACCAGAAUGAUUGUGGAAGAUUACCUCUUAGUGCCUCUUUUCCAGACAUGGACGCAACUAACAACAAUGAUAGUGCACUGUGUUUCCAAGACCAGGAGUCUCCUGGAAGCUAUUCUUCUGCUUUCACUGAUGUGGGACGAUAUACUCCAAGGGAGAGAAGAGGAAAUACAGACAAAGAGAAACUGCCAGCUAGAGCUGUAUAUGACUUUAAAGCUCAGACUUCUAAAGAGCUGUCUUUUAAGAAAGGAGAUACUGUCUAUAUCCUCAGGAAAAUUGAUCAAAACUGGUAUGAGGGUGAGCACCAUGGAAGAGUUGGAAUAUUCCCGAUUUCUUACGUUGAGAAACUUUCUCCCCCAGAAAAAGCACAGCCUGCCAGGCCACCUCCCCCUGCACAGAUCGGAGAGAUUGGAGAAGCUGUUGCCAAAUACAAUUUCAAUGCAGACACAAAUGUGGAGUUAUCACUUAGAAAGGGAGACAGAGUAAUUCUUCUAAAGCGAGUUGAUCAAAACUGGUAUGAAGGUAAAGUACCAGGAACCAACAGACAAGGCAUCUUCCCUGUUUCCUAUGUAGAAGUCAUGAAAAAGAAUGCAUCAAAAAGCCUUGAUGACUACCCUGAUCCUCCAAUACCCCAAAGCUAUUCUAGUGACAGCAUACAUCAUUUAGGUUCAACUAAGCCACAGCGCCCUGUGCUUGCUCAUGAAAACAUACACGGUGGGGGGGAACCGUUUCAGGCUCUAUAUAACUAUACUCCUAGGAACGAAGAUGAAUUGGAACUCAGAGAGGGAGAUGUCAUUGAUGUGAUGGAAAAAUGUGAUGAUGGAUGGUUUGUGGGAACCUCAAGAAGAACCAAAUUCUUUGGUACUUUCCCUGGAAACUAUGUCAAGAGGCUGUGAAUUUUUUUUCUACUUAUUUAUGCUGCAUCUCUGCAACACAUCUGCAUAAGCUGCUAGAAAACAUGCUACGCUGGUCUUCUAUUUCUUGCUUGCAGUCUCAAAUAGAGGCCAUCUAGUUCAUGCUCAUCCCAUCCCACCCUCCAAACCCCUCCAGCAGUAUUACAGCAACGACCACGGUGUGAAUGACAAGCUUUUCUGAAACAAGAGGAAUCACUUCAACCUUAAAUACUCCCUGCUUUAAAGUCUUUUUCAUUUGAAACACAACACACAAAGCCUGAGGACAGGUACACAGAUGAAUUGCCAUGGGGGGGUGGGGA
This is a messenger RNA of Nestor notabilis (Kea), 3908 nucleotides long. RefSeq names its product sorbin and SH3 domain containing 2 (gene SORBS2). The transcript has 21 exons. The coding region runs from base 1 to 3591 and encodes 1196 amino acids. The record is from RefSeq and is a predicted model, not a curated record. Gene Ontology annotation, biological process: Notch signaling pathway. Gene Ontology annotation, molecular function: protein binding. Lineage: Eukaryota; Metazoa; Chordata; Aves; Psittaciformes; Psittacidae. Gene Ontology annotation, cellular component: dendrite; plasma membrane; synapse.